Molecule: messenger RNA, 7120 nt
Organism: Alosa sapidissima (American shad)
Lineage: Eukaryota; Metazoa; Chordata; Actinopteri; Clupeiformes; Clupeidae
Gene: cntn1a
Product: contactin 1a
Exons: 24
Coding region: 337-3414 (1025 amino acids)
Biological process (GO): cell-cell adhesion; brain development
Molecular function (GO): cell-cell adhesion mediator activity
Source: RefSeq, a predicted model, not a curated record
CUUCACUGGAAGCCACAGAGGCCACCACAACAUAAAAUCAGUGAAAUAUAACAAACAUGUACUGCUGGAUGGCAGCUCCUUCGCCCAAUAGCAGCUGAAUUAGCGCCCCCUAAAGCGUCCGUCAUCGUCCUUCAUCCAAUCGACGAGUGUUUGACAUCAACGGCGCUGUCCGUUCCUCUCUCAUGCUCAUCACUUCGGCUAUGCGGUGCUGACCAAGGUGUGUGUCGUGAAGGUUACACGGACGGACUGUCCGGUCUUGCAGGGACAGCAGCCACCUGCCCAUGUCACUCUGACCUUGUUGUGUCCACGUCUCCUGGAGGUUCCUGAGAGACCAGCAUGCAGCUCCUCGUCCUGCUCCUGCCUGCGUUCACCCUGACGCUGGCCUCCUCGUUUUCAUCUCUAUAUAGUGAGGUGCCAUACAUCUUUGGUGAUGAAGCUGCAGGUUAUGGGCCUGUGUUUGAGGAGCAGCCUGCCGACACCAUCUACCCGGAGGAGUCGCCUGAGGCCAAGAUCAUCCUGAGCUGCCGAGUGCGGGCCAGUCCACCUGCCACAUACAGGUGGAGGUUUGAGAAGGUAGAGAUUGACUUCAAGAAGUCAGCCAACAAUCACUACAGGCUGGAGGGAGGCAACUUGGUCAUCAGCAACCCUGACAAGAGCAAGCACGUGGGGAACUACACCUGCGAGGCCACCAACGACUACGGCACCGUGGUCAGCAUGAAGGCCUCCGUCCAGUUCGGCUUCCUGGACAUGUUCUCCACGGAGGAGCGCGAGGCGGUGCAUGUGAAGGAGGGCCAGGGUGCCGUGCUGCUGUGCGCGCCCCCACCACACUACCCAGAUGACCUGUCCUACCGCUGGAUGCUCAACGAGUUUCCUAUCUUCAUCCCGCCCACUGACCGGCAGUUUGUCUCGCAGACCACCGGCAAUCUCUACAUCUCCAAAGUGGUGGCGGCCGACAGCGGCAACUACUCCUGCUUCGUGUCCAGCCGCUCUAUCGCCAAGAGUGUUUUCAGCAAGUUCAUCCCUCUGGUGCCUCUGUCUGAACGUUUCCCACGCAAGUACCGAGCCGACAUCAACGUCAUGUUCCCCGAGACGAACGCCUUGGUCGGCCAGAACAUCACACUGGAAUGCUUCGCCCUGGGAAACCCCAUCCCCAAGAUCCGCUGGAAUAAGGUGGAUGGGGAGCUGCCCCCCGCGCACGAGAUCAGCAUGGCCGGUGGUCAGCUGCACCUAAUGAACGUGCAGUACGAAGACGAAGGCACCUACGAGUGUGAGGCCAUCAACAUCAAGGGCAAGCACAAGCACAAGGCCAAGGUCAACGUGGAGGCUGCUCCUGAGUGGGUGGAGCACAUCGUGAGCGCCGAGCGUGACAUCGGCAGCUCCUACACUAUGUCCUGUGAAGCCAGUGGGAAACCCAAGCCCCACAUCCGCUGGAUGAAAAACGGCCACCCGCAGUAUGGCAUGCACCAACUGAAGUUCAGCGAGCUGACCUUUAAGGACUCGGGGAUGUACCAGUGCAUCGCAGAGAACCGCCACGGGGUCCUCCACGCCAACGCAGAGCUGCGCGUGUUUGCGGGUGGCCCGACGUUUGAGCACAACCCGUUGAAGAGGAAGACCCUGGCGGCCAAGAACAGCCGUGUGGUGAUCGAGUGCAAGCCCAGGGCCGCCCCCAAGCCCACGUUCUCCUGGAGCAAGGGGACAGAGCUGCUGUCAAACUCUUCCAGGAUAUUGAUUUGGGACGACGGUAGCUUGGAAAUCAUCAACGUUACCAAAGCAGAUGAGGGGAGCUAUACGUGCUUUGCUGAGAACGGAAGAGGGACGGGUAACAGCACCGGCUUCCUCUCCAUCACAGAUGCGACCAAGAUCACCCUGGCGCCCGCCAAUGCUGAUGUCACUGUUGGGGAGGCCGUCCGGAUGCAGUGCGCCGCGUCACAUGACUCCACACUGGACAUCACCUUCAUCUGGUCCCUGGAUGGACGGGCCAUUGACUUUGACAGAGACCGCGAGCAUUAUGAACGUGUGGAUGGAGACUCGGGUGGAGAGAUGUUGAUUAAGAGCACACAGCUGAACCACGCUGGUCGCUACACCUGCACGGCCCAGACUCCCGUGGACAACGUCACAGCAUCCGCUGACCUCGUCGUCAGAGGCCCUCCUGGACCUCCUGGGGGUGUGCGUCUGGACGAGGUCCGAGACAGGUCUGUGCGUCUGACCUGGAGUCAGGGCAAAGACAACCACAGCCCCAUCUCCAAGUACACCGUCCAGUACAGAGACAUGCGGUCAGGAGGCCAGUGGAAGGAGGCUGUGACCUCUCCUCCACAUGUGGAGGGAAACACGGACACGGCCUCUGUGGUGGACUUGAUUCCGUACACUGAAUACGAGUUCCGGGUCAUCGCUACCAACACGUUGGGCACGGGAGACCCUAGUGACCCCUCCCAGAAGGUCACCACCCUGGAGUCAGUUCCUGUGGUGGCACCGUCAGACGUCGGUGGAGGGGGAGGAAGCAGCAGGGAGCUGACUAUAACAUGGACGCCUGUGCAGCCAGAGUACUACUAUGGCAAGAACUUUGGCUACAUCGUGGCCUUCAAGCGGGAGGACAGCAUGGAGUGGUUGAAGGUUACGGUGGCGGACCCUCAGGCCAGGCGCUACGUGCACAAGGACUCCACCAUCCCCCCCUUCACCAAGUUUGAUGUCAAGGUCAAGGCCUUCAACAAUGAAGGAGAGGGUCCCUUCAGCAUCCCAGCAAGCGUUUACUCAGCAGUCGAUGUUCCAUCAGUGACUCCUGGCGUCAUAGACAGCAGGGCCCUGUCAGCCACGGAGGCGAUUCUAUUCUGGGCCCCUGUGAUGCAGUCCAUAGAGGGCUAUCAGCUGAAGUACUGGAGGAAGGAAGUGGAGAACGAGUCGACCAACCCGCCCAUCAUGGUGUCCAGCAUGGACAACCACACUCGCGUGGAGAGACUGAGGCCCAACUCACUCUACGUCGUGGAGGUGCGGGCGUACAACUCGGCUGGACUGGGCCCUCCCAAAAGGGCCGAGCUCGUCACCAGGAAACCACCACCAAGUCGGCCUCCUAAGAUUGUCAGCACGAAGCUGAACCCGAGCGGCACGUCAUUCAACAUAGCGUGGGAGCACUUGGCCUCUCUGGCCAAUGAGUCUAAAGUCGAGGGCUACAAGAUCCUCUACAGGCAGGAUAGCCAUGCCACGGGCAUCUUAUACUCCACGCCCAAGCAGCACAUAGACCUGCCCAUGCCCAAGGAUGGAGAGCCACUGGUGGAGGUCCGAGCGUACACUGAGGGUGGGGACGGGGCAGUGGCUCAGGUGCGGGUCUCAGGUAGCCAAUUAGGUGGAGCUGGAAUGACCGCCCCGUCCCUGGGCCUGGCCAUGCUGCUCCUGGUGGCACUCUCUUGCGCGGGACUCUGAAUGUAGCUCCAUCCUUACCUGUCUGCAGCCCCACCCUCGGUGAAGAGGACUCUGUAAGGAUGCUGCCUGUGACCACUCAGACUCUUGCUUUCCACAGUCUUUGUUUGGUUUCGACCUCGCAAACCAAAAUGCCAUAUUUCCCUCCCUGGAAUAAGACUGUGGAAAAAAAAACAUAUGAAAAAGAUAGACUGUGGGAAAAACAUCUCAGAAAGUACAAAGACAUCCUGGAUAUCCCUUAUUUAGUAUCUUCAAAAUAUCUUUGGAUGAAUGAUGAAAGAGUUCUCUCAACUUGUUCAAUAUGCCUUAUAUAAAUCUCUUCAUUUAUCUUUCACAGAUGAACUACUUGCUUGUAUUGAUAUGGGUCGAGGAUCAUUUUCUUUUGUGGUUUUAUUUGUUGAGGUGUAAUGUAGAUCUGCCCAUAUGCAUGGGGGACAUUGGAUACUGUUGCCUUCAGGCAUGUUAUGAGAUGUGUGUUAUGGAUGAAUUCUUCAACAAUAUGCUCCAUAUCUACUGCAAGUAAUUCACAAUGAAAGAUAGGCGUAGGGAUGUCAGAAAUCAUUUUACAUGUAGUUUGCUAUAAGUGGCUUUCCCCUUUUUUAAUGUUUUAAUAAUCAAGCACACCCUCCCUUAACAGAUCAAAUUAAAUUACCCAACAAUUCAGGCAUAUAAAUGUACAAUAUUAAACAUAAACUUCAGUAUAAAAGCUCAUAUUAUGCUAAUAGUAUAUGCAAUAAUUUAUAAGCUAUUGAUUUAUCCAUGAUCAAACAUUACUUUCUUAUCAACUCAACUCAUCCUUUAUUAAAAGAUCAUUUUAUUCAGAAUAUUGUGAUUUUGUUGUCCUAACCUGGACUUAGGGAGUUCAGUACAAGUAACAUCCUUCUGUGCAUGUAGACAUGUUCCUCUGAUGGGGAAUACAAAUGCUAAGCUGUUAAUAAUAUCCAAUUGACUGCAGACGUUCAGCAAAGAGUGUUGUACAUGUUCACGUGAAGCACAUUUAUCUGUGUUAAACUAAGUUGAAUGUACAGUGAUAUUGUGUGGCGGUGAGAUAAAGCUAUGCUUGGCUACCCAACUUAUGAUUUCAAACACAAGCACAACCCUAUACAGUACAUUACGUGCUGAGAUCACAUCACGUCACCAUGCCCAGAUCAACCCCAUGCAGUACGUGCUGAGAUCAUGUCACCAUGCCCAGAUCAACCCCAUACAGUACGUGCUGAGAUCAUGUCACCAUGCCCAGAUCACAACCCCAUACAGUACGUGCUGAGGACAUGUCACCAUGCCCAGAUUAACCCCAUACAGUACGUGCUGAGAUCAUGUCACCAUGCCCAGAUCACAACCCCAUACAGUACGUGCUGAGGACAUGUCACCAUGCCCAGAUCAACCCCAUACAGUACGUGCUGAGAUCAUGUCACCAUGCCCAGAUCACAACCCCAUACAGUACGUGCUGAGGACAUGUCACCAUGCCCAGAUCAACCCCAUGCAGUACGUGCUGAGAUCAUGUCACCAUGCCCAGAUCAACCCCAUACAGUACGUGCUGAGAUCAUGUCACCAUGCCCAGAUCACAACCCCAUACAGUACGUGCUGAGGACAUGUCACCAUGCCCAGAUUAACCCCAUACAGUACGUGCUGAGAUCAUGUCACCAUGCCCAGAUCACAACCCCAUACAGUACGUGCUGAGGACAUGUCACCAUGCCCAGAUCAACCCCAUACAGUACGUGCUGAGAUCAUGUCACCAUGCCCAGAUCACAACCCCAUACAGUACGUGCUGAGGACAUGUCACCAUGCCCAGAUCAACCCCAUACAGUACAGGACAUGGCUCCACUGAGAUCACGUCACGUCACCAUGCCCAGAUCAUGGCUGUACUGUCUUUGCUGUAAUGUUAUACCAAUGUUGUGAGAGUGUCAUGUGCCCAACCAUAGAGAUAUCAGUCACAAUGAGGAACAUCAUAUCCCCAAAGGACAGGGACAGAGCACAAAAAAAGGCCUUUGUUUUAAUCAUAUCAACAAAACCUCAGUCUCACAUGCUCUAUGAAGAAUGUCAACAUUUCAACUACUAUUUUACUAUUUACUACCUUUCAUUUAAUUAUUUUACAACUGCUUUUGUCAUUGUUUUCAUGGUCCAGGUAGCAGUAACAUGUAUACAAUGGUCCUCACACGGUUAUGGUGUCAUUGUUUUCAUGGUCCAGGUAGCAGUAACAUGUAUACACCUAACCCUAACCCUAAUGGUCCUCACACGGUUAUGGUGCAAUGGCUAAUGAAUAGCACCCUGCUAAAUUGUUUGUUUUUAAAAUGACAACUUGCCUAGCUCUGUAAUAUGUUUUCUAAAUCUUGAUCUUCUGUCAUCUUUGUAUCAGUUGAAAAAAGCGGAAGACAAAAAGCAUUCCACCCUUAACUCCGUGAAACCGUCCCUAGAGUACAUUAUAUCUGUUUGUACUGUUUGUCUGUUUUUUUUAAACUAUUGUAUUUUUUUUUGUCUUGAUAACAUAUACAGUGUAAGUGUUCAAAGAUAUAUCAAUGUCCAAUAAUGUCCUUCUAUUUGUUGGUAAAUGACAUUAUGACCUGCGGUUUAUUUGAUGAUAGAGCUAUAUUUUAUUUCCAUAUGCUGCAUUUUCAUAGUUAAACCAGAGCACUCAAGGGAGACCCUCCAAGGAAGCAAAGUUUUCUAUGUUGGCUCUUAGUAGGGCGAUUCUAACCAAGCGAUAUUGGAGAUGAAGAGGCUUUAAAUGGCCAUAACUGAUGCAAGUCAUCAGAAUCAAAGGAUGGGUAUCUGUUUGAGGUGCUCGUUGGGUGUGACUGGACCCCGUCAUUGCUUAUCCCAUCGUGUGAGUAUAUGAGCAACCACCACCAAGUGCUUUUCCCUGUCUCCUUCAUGCAGCCAAUCAUCAGUGAAAGAAUUGCCAAAUGCAUGAACGCCUUUAACUUUUUGCAAUCUGUCAUAUUCUGAUAAAAAUGGUAUAUCCGCAGAUGCAUGAUUUUUGGAAAAAAAUGUCCAUUCUGUUUGCUGAGGAGCUCCAUUUAUACCAACGGAUGGACAUUUACUAUAUACGUGCGUCUCAAUUUAUACCAACGGAUGGACAUUUACUAUAUACGUGCGUCUCAAUUUACUCCCAUCAUUUUGUUUGUCUUGUGGAGACAGAAGAUUAUUGGAUGACGCCCCUCACAACCUUAAUCUCAGAAUCAUCUGCUUUGUUUCAGUAGGCCUCAGCCAGUUCCCCUUGAUUAAUGGCAGAGACAAAACCAGACACGACUGACCAACUGGACAUUUCACCCAGUCAUGUAGGCCACUUGCAGGACCAUGUGCCCAGUGAGCGAGCAUUACCUCAUGAUAUCGGGGUUGGGGGUUAAUGUCACCACUGUUGUUUGGCUGUCGGACAAAGGUUUGUGUGUGUGUGUGUGUGUGUGUGUGUGUGUGUGUGCGUGCGUGUGUAUGUUCACUAAUGGUUGUCGUAUGAAGUCAAUGCAGUUCUGAGGAUCAGACUGACCCGUGUCCCUUACUUUACCUGCCAAUGUUUAUAGUUACCCCACCCCUAGAACUGUCUUUACUUCAUAAGACACUAGAUGUGGUGUUUUUCUUUACCACUGGGUUAAUGUUUAUGUGUGUGACGCUUACUUCAAUGUUCACUGCACAAACUUCUUCGGGGUAAAACCUGGCUCUCUCAUUGGCUGGAUUUGAAAUGAAUUAUGAAUUACAAUAAAGUAGUUAACUAUGA